This is a messenger RNA of Solanum verrucosum, 547 nucleotides long. RefSeq names its product ATP synthase subunit epsilon, mitochondrial. Gene Ontology annotation, biological process: proton motive force-driven mitochondrial ATP synthesis. Gene Ontology annotation, cellular component: mitochondrial inner membrane. The coding region runs from base 61 to 273 and encodes 70 amino acids. NCBI's taxonomy places the organism in Eukaryota, Viridiplantae, Streptophyta, Magnoliopsida, Solanales, Solanaceae. Gene Ontology annotation, molecular function: proton-transporting ATP synthase activity, rotational mechanism. The transcript is spliced from 2 exons. The record is from RefSeq and is a predicted model, not a curated record.
UGCGACCAUUAUACAAAAAGAGCAGGAAGAGCGAUCGAGACUCGAGAGCGGCGGAGAAAAAUGGCAUCGAACGCAGCAGCACCAUUCUGGAGAUCAGCAGGGAUGACUUACAUAACCUACUCAAAUCUCUGUGCUAAUCUUGUUAGGAAUUGCCUUAAGGAACCUUACAAGGCUGAAGCCCUUUCCCGUGAGAAGGUCCAUUACUCCAUCUCCAAAUGGGCUGAUGGCAAACCUCAGAAACCCACCCUCCGCUCUGAUACUCCUGAAGAUUGAGAACAAGGGUGGAUCUUGGGAUUUGUUUUUGAUGUUAUAUGAAUUUUUGUACUGUCCUGGCACUGUACAGUGCUUGUCUCAUGGACCUUGCAUUAGCUAUUCAUCUUCUAAUAACAACAUAGUAACUAGACUUUCUGGAUUGAAAACAGCAAACGUGAUUCGAUUAUUAGCAAUAAUCUCUUGGCUGUAAUGUCUUAAAAGCCAACACUCCUCUGUAAUUCAAAAGAUUUUAAGCUUUUGUUCUCAAGCAUAACAAGUGAUGAUUCUUCCUUUA